Rhagoletis pomonella (apple maggot) is the source of this 537-nucleotide messenger RNA. RefSeq lists its product as uncharacterized. Gene Ontology annotation, biological process: DNA integration. The record is from RefSeq and is a predicted model, not a curated record. Lineage: Eukaryota; Metazoa; Arthropoda; Insecta; Diptera; Tephritidae. The transcript has a single exon. Bases 1 to 537 code for a protein of 178 amino acids. Gene Ontology annotation, molecular function: nucleic acid binding.
AUGCACACGAUUCAGCAAACUUAUUUUAUCUCACAUUUGGAGCAAAAAGUAGCUGGUUUUACCAAAAAUUCCGUCAAAUGUAUUAUAAGCAACAAAAAACUUGGAAAAACAGAAGGCGAACUACAUAGCAUCGAAAAGGGUGAUCAACCAUUACAAACGUUGCACAUCGAUCAUAUAGAUCUAAUGGAUGCUACAUUAAAGAAGUAUAAAUACAUCUUCUCCGUUAUCGAUGGCUUCACUAAAUAUGUGUGGCUAUUCCCUAGUAAAACAACGUCAGCCGAUGAAGUUAUAAGCAAAUCGUCGGAGUGGUCAGAUAUGUUUGGCUAUCCACACCGCAUCAUAAGUGAUAGAGGUCCAGCGUUUCAGUCGAAAGCGUUUGAGGACUUUUGUAAUGAGUUUGGCAUAAAUCACGUACUAUCAACUACGGGCCUACCAAGAGGCAACGGCCAAAUCGAAAGGGCUAAUCGAAUAAUCCUUUCGGUUUUGAUGAAGCUAUUGAUAGACGAUUCAUCAAAUUCGUAUAAGCACGUUAGCUAG